Molecule: messenger RNA, 7608 nt
Organism: Cryptotermes secundus
Lineage: Eukaryota; Metazoa; Arthropoda; Insecta; Blattodea; Kalotermitidae
Gene: stx
Product: midnolin-B
Exons: 7
Coding region: 178-2334 (718 amino acids)
Cellular component (GO): nucleus
Molecular function (GO): protein binding
Source: RefSeq, a predicted model, not a curated record
GUUAGGCCGUUGCUGUGAGCAGCCAUUCGCGCUGUUCAUUGCAAUCAGUUGAGAGGUGGAAGUUGCAGUGGACGGUUGGUUGUGGUGUUACGGAGAAGUGUUUGUGGAGCGCUAUUAAAUUUCCGUAACCGUUCAGUAUUGCUGUGAGUGGUAGUGUUCGUAGGUGAAGCCAGCAAUAUGGAUACUGGCAGUGGAAAUGCUGGAUCAUCAGAUGCCACAAAAACAAAUUCAAACUCUACAUCUGAAAGUUCUCAGCAUUCGGGGUGUGGCUGUGCUUCAGGAACAACCAUUACUGUUCGCGUCACGCCAACAACAGGGGGCCAGUUCGAUCUUCAAGUGGCAAAAACAGAAAGUGUUGAAAACUUGAAGAAACUAAUAUCCAAAAAACUUAAAGUGCCGAAAGAACGGAUAUGUUUGCUUCAUAGGGACAGGCAACUUCGUGAUGGCACUUUGCAAGAGAAUCAUUUGAUGGAUGGAAGCAGAUUAACUCUGUUACCUAGUGUUGAAACUGGUUUGCUGGCACAACGUCCAGAGCAGAGCGUAAUGCAGGCGCUAGAAAGUCUAAACGAUUCCCAGGUGAAUGAUUUCCUUUCGGGGAAGGCGCCUCUGAACCUCACAAUGCGGCUAGGUGACCACAUGAUGCUGAUACAGCUGCAACUCUCAACAGUCACGCCCAGCUCAUCUCGUCGAUCAGCCAGCACUAAUUCCAACACUAACACCAGCACCUCUUCCACAAAUUCAACUCUCCAGUCACAUCUUCCCAUCCUACCUUCUGCGACUUCUGCACCUGCCAUGACAGGUUCCAACAAUACUACGUCUUGUAAUACACCCAGUAGUACCUCUCCAGCGACUGUGGUUCAGCCUAGCGUUGAAAACAGAUGUCAUGGUAACAGUGCAAGUGAUUCCACAGCACCUCAGUACCACAUUGCGUCACCAACAACGCAAACGUGUUCUAAAUCUAAUACCUCAUUGUCACAGAUCAGCGUUUCCGCUGCUUCACCUAGUCCGCUAUUAGUGUCAUCGAGAAAUUCGGUGAUGACAGCUUCUCAGUUGUCAGUUGUGUCAAGUGGCAAAAAUACAUCUCAUUCCACGUCAACCGAUAGCUAUCGGCAUCACCUUCAACAGAAAGUAUCGCAUCAGAAUUCAAGCGCGGUUUCUGUGGCAAGCGAAUCAUCAAAGUUGUCGGUGUCUUCUAGUUCAACAACAGACGACAAAUACUCUUCGCCUUCGUAUGUACCACCACGGCGUCUUUUAUACUAUUACACGAAGUCUUCGUCGUCAAACACUGAUACCUCCUCGGAAGUGGCUCAGUCUUCCAACACAUCAGAAUCCUCCCACCGUACUGUUCAACAACAUUUAGUGCAGUCUCCUUUGAAGUCCCUAGAAAAUGCCACAAAUAAUUUAAGUCUUUAUACAAGUAAUAAUGCAUCAAACAUAAAACUCCCGGCAUCACAGACUACAUCGGAUAACGCUUCAAAUCAUGGCCCGUUGACGUCGACUUCAGUGCAUGCGUGCACGUCACCGUCAUCAGUUUUGUCAUGUAGCUCAGCGACUUCAGGUUCUGCAUUAUGUAAAUGCGAACCAACGACAGCUGCGAAACCGACGCUAGACACUCGCGCUCUCGCAGAAGCGUCCCGGAACCUCACACAGACGCUGAAACAACUGUCUUCGGAAGUGCUAACAUCCCGUUCGGACCCAGCUGAGGAUAGUGCACGAGCUCGGCGCCAAGGUGCCAUAAUUGAGUCUAUGCACCACCAUGGAAAGGGAGUCUACUCGGGCACAUUUUCAGGAACCUUGAAUCCAGCUCUGCAAGACAGAUUUGGGCGUCCAAAGAGAGACAUUAGCACCAUAAUACAUAUUCUGAAUGAUCUACUGUGUGCUACUCCUCAGUACCGCCGGCAUGCUCGUCAGGGUCAUACCAUCACCUUGGAAGCUUCAAGUGGUAAUCCUCCUAAAUCAGGCAGCUCUGGUGGCAGUAGUUUGGUGUCUGCUGACAGUAGGACUGCACAGAACAUUGAUUUCAUGGAGGAAUCCUUGACCCUGUCACAGGAGAAUCAAGCCACUCGUGGGAAGAUGGAGCAACUGCGCCUUAUAAUGCAAGAGAGGAGGGCUCGUCGUCGUGCUCGACGUGAAGCUCGCUUGGCUCCAUAUACUUUGACACAGUGGUCAGCUAAGUCUGAGUCCCUCUCUACUCAGCAGAAUCCUGCAGGAGGUCCAGGAUCUGGUGCAGGAUCUCUUGGUACCCAUGGAGAUGAGCCAAUGGACACAACUGGAUCAUCAGCAGGUGAACAGCAUGUCUGCGAGUUGAACCCCCCGGAACCAGUUGUGGCUUGACCAAACCCAACAAAGAUAGCGAACUUGAUGAAAGUUUAGAGUUGAUGGUCUGUCACAGGUAAAUUAGAGAGGACUGAGGACAAUUUGGGAAUGACUACAUAGUACAGUAGUGGAAGAUUUUAGAUAUUGCACGUUCAAAUUCGGUGAAUUAUAAAGAUAUACAUAUAUAUAUAGUGAUAUACACAGUGAAAGAACUGUGUUUGACUGAAGAAGAAUUUGUGUUGUCUAUUAUGAAAGUGAGUGUAUUUGGCUACUGAAUCUAAACCAUGCAAAGAACAGAUACUGCAGCAGCUUCCUGAUGGAAAGUCCUAUGAAGCCUAUAUCAUACCAAGUUGAUGGUCCACCAGUUUAGAGCAAGUUUAGUUCAGAUGUCUCCAUGAAGUGAAUAUGUAAAAUUACCAGUGUUGAGAACCUUCUUGUACUCAUUCCAACUGCUGUGCCAUUAUCAAGACUUCGCUUGUAUUGUAUAAUUGCAAGAAAAUAUCACAUAAGCAUGUAGAUAUAAAUGUAUAACUGAAGCUACAUUAAGAUUGUUGUUCCGUUCUUACUCGCGUUGCUUAUGCUGUGCUUCUUGUAGUUACAGUCCAUACAAGUGCAGUCAGUACUUCGUAAAUCUCAUUUUGAAUUUGGAAAUCGGAUUCAGGUUAUGGGAUCAUUUGCAAGUGGCACAUCACAUUUUUUUUUUUUUGUAAUGGUGUCUAUAGAUCCUUGCAAGAGUAACUGAAGUAUAUUGAUCAAGAAUUCUGAUUUACUCAUAAAGAAUAUCUUGUGAAUAUUCAAGGCAUUUUAAGUGAAAUUUUAAGUUCCCCCCCCACGGUAAGAUUAUCAUGAAAGUAUGUUCUUUGGACUUUUGUAUAUCAUCUGGGUCAGUAAGACAUACAACUAUUAAGGCUGAGUGGGUCUGUCUUCAGGAAAAAACGAAAUGAUACCCUGCAUGUUGUUACUGUUAGAUAAAGUUAAAUGUAGUGACAAGAAUUGUUCUUUGCUAGUGUGCUCUACAUUUUCCUUUUAGCUGGAGAUGGGUCAGAACUGUAUAUCUUUUUGAUCCAGACAAUGGAAAUUGUGUAAAUGAAAUAUUCCUUGACAGUGCUGAACCACCGUCACAAACCUGUAGAACCAGAACACAGUAAAAUUGCCUUAAUACAUUCAAAAUUGUGUUAUUAGUAUCUGCUUAACACCUUAGUACCAACAACUAUAAACAAGGCAGCAAAUUUCCUUUAGUGUCCAGAAAUUAUGUAUUGGUUCUGAGUGAGUGAGUGACUGACUGACUGGCUGGCUGACUUGAUUGAUCAAUCAUACUGAAGAAUAAAUCUGGCUUUAAUGUUAGUGUUAUUCUAACUGCACUGUGGAAGUAAUGUUAACAAUUCCCAGUGCCUACACAUUAGGACAGACUGCUGUUUGUUUGUACUGUGUACAGUGCACUGUGAGCUGUUGCAGUGAUGUUAAUGGGAAUAAAUGGUUUAGCACCAGCAUAACCAAGGUGUAACAUUUAUUUUCAUCUCCCUUCCUGUUAUAUCAGUUCAUGUUUGUUACAUUUGGAUGGUGGAAGAUGCUUUUCAACUAGUUACAGAAUUCAUUCUCCAUGUUUUGUGGCAUCACGUAUCAUUGUCAGAAGAACUUCUACUUCAUUUGCUCAAACUUUCAUGAUAAAAACAUUGCGCUUUGUAUUCUGAGGCUGUACGACCAAUGUGUUCUAAUUGUGCUAUUGCCAUUCACUGUGGUAACUAAAUUGCCAUGGUGUCAGGAGAAAGUCCUGGUAAUGAAUUGUCACAAUUCUAAUUUGUAUCUGAAAUGGAUUAUUAUGUUUCUGGUGAAUUGGAAAUAAUAUUGUGGAAACCUGAAGCUAGAGUUUUGGGACUCGCCAUGUUGAACUGUUUACGUACCAUAAUAAACACCUUAAAACAUGAUCAUGAAAAUUGAACAUAAAUUUUCAUCAGUAAAUUAGCUCAAGUUCUUUAGUUACAUAUAUUUUUUACAGUCAAUAAUUUCAUGGACUGUGGUUUUGUUGCACCAUAUUGCAAGAUACAUACAUUUACACAUAUCCACAUCCUCCCUUAAAAUAGUUGCCGUUUGUCUCCUGUUACAAUCUGGUUGAGAAAUGCCCCAUAUUUGUCAGCACUAUCAAUCAGGGCACCACAAAUGCUCAUGCGAUCAUCAUGUUUGUCUUGCGUCAGGACACGUGAAACACUGUGCUGGGCAACAUGAGAUAUGUUCAGGUCAUUAGACAUUUUUGUGGCAUGUGCCAUGGCUAAUUCCUGCUGCUCCUGCUAUUAUUUAAUCUACCGUUUGGGAGCAGUUGGCACCCACCAACACUGUAACUUCUUGGAUCUUGAGUUGAGUUCUGACUCUUCUUUGUGGCACCCACCAACACUGUAACUUCUUGGAUCUUGAGUUGAGUUCUGACUCUUCUUGGCCGACCAGUAUAUUCAUCUUUCAAAUUGUCUCCCACUGUGCAAAACGUUUGUGCCAUUUAAACACAGCACCGCAGACCAAGUCUAUGCUGUACACUUGCUUGAUCAUCUGAAACGUUUUGCUAGUGAUUUGCCUAAAUUUUUGGCAGAACUUGACAUUUGCCUGUUGCUCAAACUGCAACAUUCUUGAUUUCCACCACUUGCAGACAACUACCCCUUUACAACAGUUACUUUCUUUCUGAAUACACUGCACACACACAACUGCUUCAUGCUGGGGCAGAGAAGAAUGGACAUGCCACCAUCUCACAGCUCCAUGUAUCCGCUGUAAUGCAUAACAGCGCUGCCAUGUGGCCAGUCCAUGAAAUUAUUGCCUGCACUGCAUAUAUAUAUCAAUUAAUUCCAAAUUACAUAUAAAUUUGAGUUAAUAAGUCAAAUUUUAUAGAAUGAAAAGUAUUCCCACUGUAAGUAAUGAGUCUUGCUUCCCUUGUCUGUAACUAGAAGUUAAUUUCAGUGUGGAAGUAAACUUAUCAGAACUUUAUAUCUUGUAUGAAUUCAUGUGACUGCUUUACUGGAUGUGUUAACAUAACAUAAAUCCCAUUAGAGACUGAAUGUUAAAACCAAAUUUCUGUAUGAAUCAAAUUUUGACAUGUAGAACAAUAUUAUUUGGCAUUCAGUAUAAAAAUGAUAACAAAAAGGAGUAAAUGUCAGGUACUACAUGACAUACCUAUAAGAACUAGCAAGUUGCAGGUUUAGAUACAGUGUCAUAUUAACUGCCAUUUUAAAUAGCAGGAAACAGUAUGCUUCAACACCUGUUUACUUCAUAGGAUGUUAGAAAAUUGAUUUGUAGGUUUCCAGUCAUUGAAAGAGAGACUAUAAUGAUUCUUGUAUAUGUUAAUGGCAUGUUAUUUUCAGAAUUCUUGUAGCACAAUAAUAAUUUUGUGAAGAGUGUUAGCAAGAAUAUAUAUUAUUGCUUUAAUUGCAAAAUAUCCAUUUAUUACACAAAGAAUGAAACUGGAACAAGCCAGUGGUCUUCAGGAAAUAAGACUAGUUCAUGCAUUCUGUGCUUGUUACAAACUUAUUUAUACUUUCAUUUCAAAUUAUAUGUUUUGUUCCUGACAAAUAAAUCAGAAGGAGAUAUUAUCGCCUUCACUUUUACAAGAUUAAGUAUAUAUAAGUAAUUAUAAUCUGCCCUGUUAAGUAUUUACUUUGAGAGAAGAGUAAGCUUGGUUUAACAUUUAGUCUGAUAUACCAUCAAAUGGUACUUGAGACACCUAUUGACAGUAGUGUAGAGUUUAUGUAUUGUAAGACUCCCGUCCUCCGAAUGAUUAUACGGUCUUCACAAGGACUUAGUUCAGCAUAUUCUUUUUUGCUAACAUGAAAUCUACUUCCUAUCAGGGAAAAUAUAUUCAUCUCUAGGGCAAAAUAUAGUUGGUGAAAAUGAACAGGAAUUCAUAAGAAAUUGUGUAUCAUAAUGUAUAGUAUGACUUGUAUUAUAUUCAUAUAUGAUAGUUGUGCAUUUCCUAUUCAUUAUAUGUAGAUAAAUAAAUAAAAGAAAAUGUCUUUUUUUGUGUAUGUAUUCUUUUAGUAGUUCAGAUAUGUAAGUAUCAGUAUAUAAAAUAUAUCCAGAAAGUUGUGCGCAAAUAUACAAAUUGAGGCAUGUAUUUCUGUGAGUUUGGGGUUAAUUAUGUUAGUCUUCAUUCAUUUAUCAGUCAUAUUUCAGGCAUUUAGUGUUUGUAUGAGUAUACACAAGACAAUAUUAAUCUUGUAUUAUUGAGUUUCCUGAAAUAUUAAUUUGGUAUUCAUUUUGCUGUUUUAGUCAUAGCACAUGCAACAAACUUUGGAUCUGAAAUGCCGUUUUAUUCCCACACAUUAGUCAAAUCUGUUUUUGUCAGAAAAGGAAAACAUGGAUUAUAAGUAUAAAUAUUUUCACUUUUCUGGAAAUAUUUUGAGAAAAUGACUGUUUUGGAGUUAGGACAAGUUGACAUAAAUAGCUGUAAACAUCAUAGUAUUUUUCUUAAAACUUGUGUAAUUUUAUUGUAGUGAGUUGUCAGUAAUCAGUUCCUGUUCCCCAUCCUCUUGCAAGUACUCUUUUGUAUAUAAAAGAAAUUUUCCUUCUUUAUUCCACAUAUUAGUGACAACAUUUUGCUACUUCAAAACAGUGAAAUAUGUAGACACAAAUAAAUUGAAGUGUUUUGUGAUUUGUAAUGUAGGAUUAUUUGUAGUAAACACUUAAACAUGUGAAACUGCAGAAGAAAAAGCAUGGAAUUGUUUAUUGUGCUGUGAAAUUUUUUGUCUAAAUAUGACUUACAAGGGGUUUCAGUAGACACCAGUUGUGACUGCAGACUAGAAUGUAGCUUGAAUUGCUUUUAGGGGUUAUAUAUGUAUGUUAUGUGAAGUGUUGUCAUUAGUUUUUUUUUUUACCUUGAAGUUUAAGGUUCGUUUUGUCUGUUUUCCAGUAACAAAAGGAACAAACACUGUUAGAAGAAAUAAUUAAAUGAAAAGACUGGGUUGCAUCAUUGCACCACCUCAGGAAAGACUUGUGUUGGUAAAACUAUGAUACACUUGCAAGAAAUGUCCUCUGGUACAUGUUUGUCUACUGAUUGAAAUGUCUUUCAUAUGUUUUCAGUCUUGAUUAGAUAUUGUGUUUAAAAUAUUUUAAGAAAUUGUUGUAAUUCAUAUUGAUGUUUACUGAUUUCAGUUAGACUUCCAAACAACACAGAUGGUUAUAAAACUUUUAGUUAAUGCAGUUGAUAGUCUAUUAGUUUUAAUUAAGGUUCAGUGAAUGAAUGGUGAUUCAAUGUGUAACAGAUUCAGAGUGGUUGAAAAUGUUUUCUUGAAAUAAAGAUAGUCAUAUCAACACUUA